Messenger RNA from Emiliania huxleyi CCMP1516, 2040 nucleotides. RefSeq lists its product as hypothetical. Lineage: Eukaryota; Haptophyta; Isochrysidales; Noelaerhabdaceae. The record is from RefSeq and is a predicted model, not a curated record. The transcript has 4 exons. Bases 1 to 2040 code for a protein of 679 amino acids. Gene Ontology annotation, molecular function: protein binding; guanyl-nucleotide exchange factor activity; GTPase activator activity. Gene Ontology annotation, cellular component: endoplasmic reticulum membrane. Gene Ontology annotation, biological process: protein secretion.
AUGCACCUCUCGGCCCUUCAGCGCACCCACGAGGUCUACCGGCUCGCGAGGGAGAAGGUGGACGCGCAGGAGCGCGACGAGGCUGCGAGCCGCUCGCGCGAGGCCUCGCCGCCGUCUGCUCCGCGCGACACGACGACCGCCCGGGCUGCGGCGGAGCGGGAGCUGAGUGAGAGUUUGCGCAAGGUGAGGGCGGCGCAGGCGGCGCAGGCGCUGGCAAACCGGCGGGCGGCCGAGGAGCGGCAGCAGCUCCAGACGGCGCUCCGCGAAGCGCGCGAGGUGGCUGCGCAGAACGCGGCGCACUCUCGCGAGGAGCUGCAGCAGGAGCGGCAGCGGCGAGCCGCGCUGCAGCAGGAGGCGGAGCGCGAGGCGGCCACGACGGAGGCGCCUCGUCGUCCACGCCCAGCCUCCGCGCGCCUCGGCAGGCCGCCUGCUGACGGUGCUGCGCUCGAGCAGGAGCUGCACAGCCAGAAGGGCGCGCUCGCCGAGUCCCGCCGGGCGCUCGCCGCCGAGGAGAGGCCCGUGCCGCCCGUUGAGGAGCCGCCGCUCGCCGUCUCGCUCGAGCCGCCCGCAGAGCCUUCUGAGCCUCCGCCCGCAGAGCCGCCCACACCCGCCACGCCUGCGCUCGAGACGACGCCGUCCGCUGCGCUCGAGGCGGAGGCGCUCACCGCGGCGAUGGCGGCGGCGGCGGCGAUGCGCGAGGCGGAGCCGCCGGCGGCCGAGGCGCCGCUCUCGGCGGCGGCGGCCGCCCGGCGGGCCGCCGCCCCUCCCACGAGCUCGAUGACGUCUAGCUUCUCGCUCUUCGACGCCGCCCUCGCGAGGCGCGGCGCGGACGGCGAGAGCCUGCUCGUCUUCGGCGGAGGCGGCGGCGCGUCCAAGACGGGCGUGCCGAACGCGCUCGUUGUGACGCGGCUCGACGCGAGCUGGCAGAUGCAGCUCGUCGGCGAGCACCGGACCGGCCUCGCGCCCGUGCAGUCGCUCGCGCUCUCGCCGACCGCGGACAGGCUCGCCUGCCUCCAGGGCGCCGACGUCCUCCUCUACAGCGGCGUGGAUGCGCCCGCCCCUCCGGCCGAGCCGCCCACGUGGGAGUCGGUGGCGACGGUGGACAAGAAGCGGCCGCCUCCGCCGCCGCUGUACGCGAGCCCGGCGAUGGUGCUGCGCGGGCCGGACCCGGACCCGGAGGCGGACGGGAUCCGCAAGCCGCGCCUGCCGGAGGUGUACUCGCUCGCGCUCUCCCCCGACGGCACUCGCAUCGCGGUCGGCAUCGACGACGGCUCGCUGGUGAUGAUGGAGGCGGCCGCGCAGGGCGAGUGGCGGCAGAGGCGGACGGGCAGGAGCCGCGCGCGACGGGGGUGGAAGGAGAAGCGGCACGCGCGCGACCUCAAGUCGCUCGCCUUCUCGCCCGACGGAGCCGUCGUGGCUCAGCCCGCGUUUCGGUGGCACAACUUCGUGACGCCGGCGCCCAAGCGGCGCGGCAAGCCGCUCCCCAAGACGGCGGCGUGGCGGUGCGUGCUGAUGGCGGAGGGCAGUUCGAGCGGCGCGUCGCUGUUUGGCGCUCUCAACCACGCCGCGGGCGUCGGGCACGUGCUGCGCGCGGCGGUGCCGCGCGGCGGCAGCGGCGCCCGGGUGGAGCGGUGGGCAAAGGUGACGCCCAACCGGCUGACCGCGCUGGCGCUGUCGGCCGACGGCGCCCUGCUCGCAGCGGGCACCAACGAGGGCGAGCUGCAUGUGCUGCAGGCCUCUUCCCUCGCGCGGCUGGUGCGGCUGCAGGAGCACCCGAUGUACGUCGCCGUGCUGGUGCUGACCGAGCGCGACGCGGCGGGCGGGUACGCCGCCAUCUCUUGCUCGACAAACGAGGUCAAGGUGACGCGGCUGCCAAAGGAGAGGCUCGUGCCUCCGACGCUCUCCGCCGACCGGCUGCUGCUGCUGCUCGCGCUCCUCGCCGCCCUGGUCGCCGCCGCCUUCGCUCACUUCGCCGGAGGCGGAGGAGAGGCGCCCGGCGAGCCGCCAGCCGUGGUGGAGGCGCCGCCCGCCGCCCCGUGA